Molecule: messenger RNA, 5091 nt
Organism: Oryzias melastigma (Indian medaka)
Lineage: Eukaryota; Metazoa; Chordata; Actinopteri; Beloniformes; Adrianichthyidae
Gene: mtcl3a
Product: SOGA family member 3a
Exons: 7
Coding region: 1626-4520 (964 amino acids)
Source: RefSeq, a predicted model, not a curated record
GUGUUGUCAUAUUUUGAUCUAUUUUUUAUGACAAAUACUUUUUAUUGGGUAUAUUAUAUCAGGUACAAAAUACUCUGCAAAAUUGAUGUUUUAACUGUUCGUAGUGAUUGUGUUCUAGGGUUAAAAAAUACCACUUUUAAAUAUGUACAAUAGCUAAUUUGUAACUGGGUUCUAUUUUUCUAAAUCAGACAAUUUAAUCGUUUUUUUUUUUUUUACUUUUGACAGCAGCAUAUACAAGUUCCUUAAAAAAUUAAAAAUACACCCUUUGUCAAAGAAGAUCCCCCUUAUGGAGCAGAUUUACUUGAAUUAAAAAUGCUAAAAAACAUGGAAUUUCUAUCAUUAUGACAAUAAUGCACCUUCAACCUUUUCGCUUUUUAUUAUUGAAUAUAAACACUGGAGUGGAGCCCAAUUUUUAAAAUAAAAAUCAAUGGAAGUAAAUGCAGUUAUAUAUACUUAAAGACUCUGAACAGCAGUAGGACACUGUGGUAGAUGGUACGAAUGUGUGCUAUAUAUUUAAUCUUUAAAUAAAUAUUUUAUCAUAAUUUUGCUCAGUUAUCUGAUAUGCUAUAAUAUGUAAACAUAUGGCAAACUUAAAACAAAUUAACAAAAACAAAUAUUUAUUCAAAUAUUUUGCAAUAAUCUUCAAACCUAAAGAGCCACAAAAGUGGGUUGCAUGUAGCUGUUUGUGUAUCCUUAAGUGGUCACUUUAAAAUUUGUUUCUAAUGCAGAUUGUUCUUCCAUCUGUUUGCAGUUUUUGAAAUAUAUUUGGUUAUAUUGCACAACGAGCAUGCACUGUUUCACCUUUGUUUAGUCUGACAUCUAUGGAAUUUUUCCCAGGGUUGACAUGUUUGGCAUGCUUGCAUUUUUAAUUUGACAUGAUGCAUGAAAUUGGAGUAAAACUUUUUUUUCUCAAUAGGAAUUUUUCCAACAUAAUUUUACAUGUUUCUGUAAUAAUAAUUUUAAAAUGUCAAUAUGUUAUCCUUGGGGGGGCUGCAGUGGUAUUUCACUCAGAUUUUGUGUUUUUUUUUCUUGUGUAACAUUCACAUGUCCUUAAGAAGAGUCUGUAAAGUCAAGACAAAAAAAAUACACAUGGUUCUGUUUAACCAAUGGACCUGACCACCGCGAGGGAGGCGGAACCGGUCCAUUGCUUUCAUCCCACCGGUGGGAUAUUUCACGUCACGGCGUGUAUGAAGGCCAGCUGUGGAGGAAAGAAGAAGAAGAGGAGGAGGAUGAGGAGAGGCGGGGUAUAAAAGAGGGAAAAGGGGAAUUUUAUUACAGUUAAUGAAAGUAUCAGUUCGGUUGUUGGCUGUCGCUGUGCGGUUGCAGUUUUUAACAGUGUUGUUACAUUCCUGUAGCUUUCAGCUGAAGCUUUUUUGUGUUUUUACGCUUCAAAGUGGGUUGUUUUGACUGCGGACCUUCACUGUAACACGGGAGGGGAAAACAGGAGAAUCCUACUGGACCUGAAGACUGUGUUGGAUGAAGUGCAGGUGGAGGUGAAGAAAGAGGAGGAGAAGAGGAGUGAGCUCCAGCUGCAGUACACCCGAGACAGAUGUGCCUGGGAGCUAGAGAAAGCGGAACUUAAAUGCAGGAUUGCACAGUUGGAGGCCAGAGAAGCGUCGAGGUUGAUGAGUGGAGGCCUCCAGUCAGCAGCAGGUCUGGAAGCGGUGGUGUUACGGAGUCCUCGGGAAGUGCACGGCGAAACCUCAACACUCUGCAGAGAAAGGGAGGAACAGCGGAGGAUCCUGGCAGACACACAGUCGGCAGCCAUGGACCUGCGCACCCGUCUGGAGCACAGCGAGAAGGACUGGAUGAAGGAGAAGGCUGAGCUGCUGGAAAGAUUUGAUAUGGAGAGGCAAGAGUGGGAGAGCCAGCUGAGAGACAUGCAGAAGAAAAUAGAAGAGCUGUGUUCUGAGGUCAGAACUAAGCGAGGAGGCGUGGGGCAGAUUGUGAAGAAGCAGGAGGAAGAAAUGCAUCGCCUCAGCAUGCGUUCAACCAGCACCGGCUCCAGUUUACUCAGUGACAACUCCCGCUCUGAUCUGUUCACCAGCAGCACUCAGUCAGAACCCAUCAGAAGUGCACCUUCACCUGGCUUCGGUCCUGACAGGAGUGUUGCAGACAACAAUACUUUAGGCAUCACAGAUGAUCGUCAGUCUCACUGCUUCCAGUCAGACAGGCUCUCUGGAUUACAUCUCAAUGAGCUGAGAAAUAACGACAGUUUAAACCUGGAGCUUCAGGAGCAGCUGAGAUGCAGCGGUCCGUGGCAGCAGGAAUCAGUGUCUGAAAAUAAGGAAGCUGUGGAUACAACUGAGCUGGAUGCUUUUUGCCUUGGAGUUCCUGGUUGUGAGGAAUCACAUGACUCUGAAAGCAGUUCUAAAGGUGUUGAUGAUGGUCUUCAUGGAAAUGCUGCCAGCGGAAGACUGAUUUACCACAGUGACAAGAAGAAGAACACCACCGCACUCAAUGCUGCUUUGAAUGAAAUAGCUCGUGUAAGUGAGGAGCUUUGUAGCUACCAGGAGGAGAUCAGAAAGAAGAGCGGGAAUAAAAGCAACCUCUCUGAACCUGUCUGCACAUCUCAGUUCAGUGGCCUCAACAAUAGCUGUCCACAGGAAGAUGAAACUCCUUAUGACUUCAGUCAGAUCUACAAUGAACUCCGGGCACUAGAGAGGGAAAACUGGCUCACUCUGUCACCAGAAAACACCUGGAAAUCCAGCAGAGGCUUAAGCAAAUCCUGGGGGACCAACAUUGCAGAUCUAGACAGUUAUAGAAAAACCCAAACAAGUCCCGUAGUCCACUCUGAAGUGGAUGUGGCAGCCCCACCAGUCCCACCCCGCUCUUCUUCCUGGAAUCUAACCACUGUCGAUUCAGAUUUGGAACUCUAUAUCCCAGAAUCCCCACAGGCCACAUUACAGAGGUGCCACAGCCCCUGUGUUCUGAUCGACAGAAAGUGUAGCAGCCCGUCUGUUGUCAGGAAGUUUGAGGCUAUGUUGCAAGAAAACGAGGGCAAAGUUUUCAAAGAUGGCGUGGUUGUCUCUUGCUCUGUCCCUGGUAACACCAAUUGUAACGUUGGUUGUUGCCACAACCGCUGGUCCUGUGACCCAAGCAAGUUCACGCGCAGUAACUUAUCUACGUACGAUUCGGUUCAGAAGAGCUUCUCUGAAGUCAACAUACUGAGUGCAGGUAAAGGUUUUCUUCCAGACUGCAGCUCGAGUGAUGCAAAGCUACAGAUGCCUCCAACCGUCCGAGAGUUACCUGUAGAUUUGCUCUUGACCUCUCUGCAAAUGCCUCCUGUCCACCCCGACCUUCAUGGCUCCAGAAGAAACAUAAUGUUGGAGAAAAAAACAGCGGAGUUCAACCGAACCUUGUUUCAGGCUGAGAUGGGUCAUGGAGCAGAUGAUAGUGACAGUGUGGUUGUCACAGACAUCAGCUCUCUGGCUUGCCAACAAUCCCCUACUAUAUCUGAUGGUGUUUUACAUCCAAAAGAACCAAAUGGUACAUAUGAGAACUCAAUCAUCGCAGAAGCAAACUCUAAAGAGUCCUUACCUACACCCAAAUUGGAGUCCAACAUACAAAGACCAGAAUUGCAGCCAAGAAGAGAGAUUUUUACCGCUGAAGUCCAAGAAGCAAGCAUAGAACCAGAACGUGUCCUCUCAACCAAACAGGAAGUUGGAAUGAGUGACAUCCCAGCAACCCCAAAGAGUCCUGCUCACGAGGUCAUACACAAAGCUCGAACGUCAAGCAGUCCUUCCAGGAAGUCACAACACAGAGCAGGAAAGGAGGAACUUUUCUCUGAGCCAUUAGUGCCUGUAAAUAAGCAGCCAGAACAUCUGUUGGAGGAGGCCAAGAAAGAAGAUCCCAACCAAGACAAGCCUCAGUCCAUCAGAACUGCCGACUCACACCAGCAGUCACCUGCUAAAAACAAACAAAAACACAAAACACAGCAAAGACACUUGUGUCGUCCUCCUUACCAGUCGGACUCCAUCAGGUUGGUACCCAGAAUGAUGAGCGACCACCCCUGGAAGCCCCUGACUCUCGCUGCAUACCCACGACCAGAGGGUUCCCGGUCAAACUACGGGGCUGUGGAGAGGAUUCUGAAAAACUAUGAGACUGCAGCUCGGGCCCAGCAGAAUGAGAGCCACCAAAGUGAAAUAGGCCCUAACUUCAGCCUUAGACAGGAGGAGAUCGUCUCAGAUCAGGACUUGCCGGAUCCUCCACCUUCACCUCCUGCUGGGAGACACCUGCAGACACAGCUCAGCAUUCACAGCGCCACAGCGCUGAAGGAGCUCACAGUGAGGGAAGAUAAAGAGAGUUCUCAAUCUUCCCAGAAGAACUUUUCAAGGCCCGCCUGCCCAGCCAACCGACGGCUUCCUUCACGAUGGGCCAUCCGCCUCCCUACUUCAUCCUCCUCCUCUACCACCCCAGCGGCGCCUCCAGCUUUUCCCCUCCAGAAGAAUACUUCCUCUUUUACUUAUUCUCAUGCUUUUCACAUAGAUGCCGUCAUCAUUCGACCUUCAUGUCAUUGAUUCGUUUUUUUUUAGUUUUGUGGUGCAUACAAGAUACAGACUGAUACUGCUACAGACUCAGAAGUGCUUUAGUUUUCCAACUCGUCCACAGUUUUUGUUAUUCUGUGGAGCCUAGCUGAUAAAGGAAAGCAAGUUCAUUUAUUCAACACCAAUAUUUCAUGCUAUCAUCUUGAACAUCCUGUACUCAGGUCUGGAUUCUAGCUUUUAAAAUUGUAAUCUUGCUGAUAUACCAACUAUAUCCAGUUUUAUAGAUUGUAUUUUCACCUUUAGCAAAACUCUAUCAGGUGAUAAUGGUCAUUUUCUGCAUUAACAUUGGUAGGAUUUCAUUUUUUUAAAGAUUUUCUUUUUAUAUAUUUCAUGUAGAAUAAGCAAAAUCAUGUUAAACUCAUUACAGUGAAGCAUUUCCACCCAAAUGACUUGAUGUGCUGAAUAAAGCUUUGUUUAUUGCUUUAUUGCCUUGACUUUAAGAUACUUUGCUUAUGACUCAUGUUUGGCUUUGAAAAUAAUCACUUUUAUUUUGAAGAUAUCUCUUUUGUGUCAACCGAGGGAUUAAAUGUGUUUUUUUACUGCA